UCUCUCUCUCUCUCUCUCCUCUUAAAUCUCCGACGCGCUAAAAACCCUACACCUCCUCCUCGCGCCUCUUCCCGCUCCGUCGCCCCCACCCCCGCCGUCGCCGCCGCAAACCCUAGCCGCCGCACCAAACCCCUGCUUGUGUUCGAUCCUCGUCGCCGCACUCGAACCAUGGGCGGAGAGAAGAGCCCCUCUCUCCUCUCGUCCUUUACAUCCGAUGGAGAUCGCUUCGCCGUUCUAUCCCCCGAUGGAACCAUCAGAAUAUUGGAUACCCUAUCGGGAACAGUCGUUGCAGAAUGGAGGGACCUAUAUGUGGAUUCGACUAUUUCGUAUUCUUGCAUUUCAUGUGGUUACAUUGGAAAGAAGCGCAAGAGAGAUCAGAAAACUUUCUUACUUGCUAUCGGUACAGAAACUGGUGAUGUUUUGGCUGUAGAUAUUCUGACUAAUCAGAAAAGAUGGGUAAACAGCGAGUGCCACUCUGGUGGGGUUGCUGCUCUUUGUUUCACCAAAAAAGGCCGUAUUCUUUAUUCUGCUGGGACUGAUGGCAUGGUGUAUGAACUGAAUUCUGAUACGGGAGAAAACAUUGGGCAAUUCAACGCUUCAAAGAGGUCAAUUACUUCCCUAACCCUUUCAAGAGAUGAGAAAGUCAUGGCUGUAGCUAGCAAUAAAACACGGCUGUUCAGCUGGGAGGACAAAAAGGAGCUUUUGAAGAUUCCUUCUGAUUAUGGUACUGUUCAAUACAUAGCUGUAUCAGAUGAUGGGGAUGUUGCUGUUUCAUCUGUGACUGGACACAAACAACUUCAAAUGUGGUCUUUUGAUCAUGAAAAUGAAAGGAGUACAGCUGAGUUUGCCCUUUCCAUGCAAAGUAUACCAAUUAUGUUGGAAUGUAGAGGUUCUAAGAAGACAGAUAGCUUAUACGUUCUCUCAGUUUCAGAAAAAGGCAUUGCUUAUGUGUGGCAUUUGAAAAGCAUGUCUCGAGAUGGAGUUCUGCGAACUAAAAUCCUGGUUAAAUCAAAAAAACCAAUACUGGAUGAAGGAAAAGGUGGCAAAAAAGAUCGCGUGCCUAUAGUUUCUGCUAUGUUGUGUUAUGCAGAGGAAGAUGCACAAGCUUCAGUCCUUGUUGCCUUUGGUUCGCUUGAUAAUUUGCAGUUCAGAUUUGUUGAGGUGAAUGAUAGUGGCAAAGAUAUCUACUUGACGGCUGAUAAUGAAAUGUCAGUUGAUAAAACACUGAGGACACAUACAGAUUCUAAUGCAGAAGAAAUUGAUGGCGAUAUCAAAAGUUCUAAUUUAGGAGAGACAACUACUCCAAGCCAGAGAAAAAGAGCAAAGAAGCGAAUGACACCAGAUUCAGACACUGCAAAUGAAGAGGCAGUUCGUGAACCAGUGGCUGAAUUUGAUCUCGAUGAGCCAACUAUGGCUGAGAAACUAGCUAGCCUUGACUUGCAAAAUGGUGAGAACGAAAAGAGUGAUGUGGAAAAAGCAUCAUCUCCAACUAUCAAGCCUCCUAGUGCAGAUUCGGUGCAUGUUUUGCUGAAACAAGCACUACAUGCUGAUGAUCAUUCGUUAUUAUUGGACUGUUUGUACACUAGGGAUGAAAAGGUCAUUGCAAAUUCUAUAUCACUUUUGACUCCAGCAGAUGUUCUCAAGCUUUUAAAAUCCAUUAUGUUAAUGAUCCAAUCAAGGGGUGCAGUAUUAAUCUGUGUAAUUCCAUGGCUAAGGAGUUUGCUUGGUCAACAUGCAAGCAGUAUAGCAUCCCAAGACUCAUCUCUACAACUCCUCAACUCUUUGUAUCAGCUUAUUGAUUCGAGGAUCUCAACAUUUGGAUCGGCUCUCCAACUUUCUACAUGUCUAGAUUACCUUUUCGUUGGGAUCUGUGACGACGAAGCUGAUGAUGAAGCAACCACCCUGCCCAUAAUUUAUGAGGACAAGGACAGUGAAGAGGAGGAAGGAGAAGAAUCUGAAGACGGAGAUGCAAUGGAAACUGAUGAUAAUGAAGAGUUGGGAGACGUGAUUGAUGCUCCACAUUAUUCUGAUGGAAGUGAGGUCAUGAGUGAUUGAUGCAAUUAACUCACAAUGGUGCAUAGUCGGGAGCUUGUCGUGUUAUUUAGAUUAUGAGCUUCAGUUCUUUUACCAGGAAAACUGGGAAAAAGAACGUAAAUUUUGGUACUAGCUACAUAAAUGGAUGUUCUUUAAAUUAUAUCUUCAGAAGCCUAUAUGUUGUAAUUUGUUUAUUGAAGAAGGUGGUGCUUUUGUUCUAUUUUAUUUUUUAUUCGAAAUGAAUGAGUUGAUUGGAGCGGCAGUAGUUGUCAGCUU
Messenger RNA from Ananas comosus (pineapple), 2310 nucleotides. Its product is annotated as WD repeat-containing protein 43. The coding region runs from base 169 to 2055 and encodes 628 amino acids. The record is from RefSeq and is a predicted model, not a curated record. Gene Ontology annotation, molecular function: protein binding. The transcript is spliced from 12 exons. Lineage: Eukaryota; Viridiplantae; Streptophyta; Magnoliopsida; Poales; Bromeliaceae.